Messenger RNA from Heteronotia binoei (common prickly gecko), 2389 nucleotides. It is a transcript of the gene TRMT1, whose product is annotated as tRNA methyltransferase 1. The transcript has 18 exons. Gene Ontology annotation, molecular function: RNA binding; metal ion binding. Gene Ontology annotation, biological process: tRNA N2-guanine methylation. The coding region runs from base 282 to 2246 and encodes 654 amino acids. The record is from RefSeq and is a predicted model, not a curated record. NCBI's taxonomy places the organism in Eukaryota, Metazoa, Chordata, Lepidosauria, Squamata, Gekkonidae. Gene Ontology annotation, cellular component: nucleus.
CCAUUUUCAAUAUGGCGCCGUCGGUAUAGGCUGUCGUGGGAAGCGUGGAAGUAAUUUCUGGGCUCUACUUCUGGGUAAAUUCGUCUGCUUGUGAAUAGAAUGAUCCAAAAAAGCUGCAGAAUGUGUGGAAAGCAGCGGAGGGAAACAAGAUUGCCCUUCCGGGGGGCUUGAGUGUUCAGCUGGAGACUUUCUGGGCCACCAACAAGAGAAAAGAGACGGACUUCGGGGGCAGCAAGCUGUGAAGGAGGGAAAGAAAAACGUUUGAUGAGAAACCUGUGCUGAUGACAGGAAAAUCUCUCCUACGGAUUUGGUUUAUGAGUCAUACCUUAUCACGACAUCAAAGUGUAACAGCUUGUCUGCUUUGGAAAACCUGGAACCUCCUGCCUUGUGUGGAUUUUCAAGUCAGAACUCUUACUGAAGGCAUGGAUAGUGACCGGGCCCAAGAGAUGGAAACGGAUGGCUCCAAACUGGAACAAAAUGUUGUUCAGCCACCUGCAGUGGACUCCAGGAGUGGUUGUAAGCCUGUUAAAAAUGGCGAGACUGUAAUCACAGAAGGAAAGGCAAGAAUAAUUUUUCCAAGCGCCAAUGAAGUUUUCUACAACCCUGUCCAGGAGUUCAACAGAGACCUGACGUGUGCAGUCAUUACAGAAUUUGCUCGUCUGCAGCUUUCAUCCAAAGGGAUUCAGAUUGCAGUUCCUGGGGAGGAGAAUGUCUCAAAAGUGGUCGUGGACCUUUCAAAAGGAGAAGAAGAUGAAUUGAAACCACCGCUUACUGGUCAUAAGGAGGAGCACAAAGUUGCUGCAGUUGGAGAAGUGUGCCAGGAUGGCCUUCGAGUGCUGGAGGCCUUGGCUGCAUCUGGGCUACGCUCCGUCCGGUUGGCCAAGGAAGUGCCCGGCCUUCACAGUGUGGUGGCAAAUGAUGUCUCUUGCAAGGCUGUUGAACUCAUCAAGCAGAACAUUCAGCUGAAUGACAUGGGACAACUGGUGACUGCAAGCCUGUCAGAUGCCCGGAUGCUGAUGUACCAGCACAAGGCCGCCAAGGACCUCUUUGAUGUCAUUGACCUGGAUCCGUACGGAAGCCCUUCUAUGUUUCUUGAUGCUGCGGUGCAGGCUGUGAGUGAAGGAGGCCUCCUGUGUGUCACAUGUACUGACAUGGCUGUAAUGGCUGGGAAUGCUGGGGAGACCUGCUACAGCAAAUACGGGGCCAUGUCCUUCAAAGCCAAGUACUGCCACGAGAUGGCCCUGCGGAUUAUCCUGCACAGCCUUGAUCUACGCGCCAACUGUUACCAGCGCUACAUUGUCCCGUUGCUGUCAGUCAGCGCUGAUUUCUAUAUCCGCGUCUUUGUCAGGGUCUUUUCCGGGCAGGCCAAAGUCAAAGCUAGUGCCAGCAAACAGGCCUUUGUUUACAACUGUGUGGGCUGUGGCUCAUUUCACGUCCAAAGACUUGGCAAAGUUGCUAACAAUGGAAACAGCAUCACCUACAAAGCCGCCUCCGGCCCUCCUGUGGGACCAUCCUGUGAGCACUGCCACCAGCGCCACCAGCUGGGUGGCCCCAUGUGGGUAGAGCCGCUCCACGAUGUGGAUUUUGUUCAGCAAGUCCUGUCCGCAGUUGGGAGCAAUCCGGGGCGCUUCGAAACGAGUCAGCGAAUUCAGGGGAUCCUCAGCAUGGCGAUUGAGGAACUCAGUGAUGUCCCUCUAUAUUACACCCUUGAUAAUCUCAGCAAAACCAUCCACUGCAACAGCCCCUCCCUGCUGCAGUUCAGGUCAGCUCUCCUCCAUGCUGGUUACCGGGUGUCCCUGUCCCAUGCCUGCAAGAAUGCUAUCAAGACAGAUGCACCAUCCUCCGUGGUCUGGGACAUCAUGCGCUGUUGGGAAAAACUCAACCCUGUGAAGAGAGAGCGCCUUUCGGAGAGCUGUCCAGCUGCCUGCAUCCUGUCUGUGGAACCCAAGCUGCAAGCAUCCUUCACCGUCCGGGCAGAUGCUAAUCCCAGCUCCCGAAAGCAAGGCCUUAAACGGUUCCAGCUGAACCCUGAGCCCAACUGGGGGCCAAAAGCAAGAGCCAAAGCUGGGGGUGGGAUCUCUUCCUCUCUGCAGGAAAAGAGGAGGCUACACCAGAACAAGAGGAAGGGCUGUGCGGAAGAGAGCGAUGGGAGCCACCUGAAGAACUUCCCCUGCAAACGGUUCCGGGAGGGCAACUGUUCUCUAGGGGACAACUGCCGUUAUUCUCAUGAGACGGAAAGAGAGUGAGCACAGCCCCGGAGCUCCAGUGUGACGAAACAACUCUGAACAUCUGCUUCUGGUCAGGUUUUUGGGAAAAUUUUUUUUGCAUGAACAACUGAUCCUUUUUCAUUUUAAAAUGCUUGCCAUUAAAUUGAAUGGUGGUGCUUGUC